Molecule: messenger RNA, 936 nt
Organism: Cinclus cinclus
Lineage: Eukaryota; Metazoa; Chordata; Aves; Passeriformes; Cinclidae
Gene: NUDT17
Product: nudix hydrolase 17
Exons: 8
Coding region: 1-936 (311 amino acids)
Biological process (GO): NADP+ catabolic process; NAD+ catabolic process
Cellular component (GO): cytosol
Molecular function (GO): NADH pyrophosphatase activity
Source: RefSeq, a predicted model, not a curated record
AUGGCGAGCGCGCGCGUGCUCGUGCACGUGCGGCGCGGGAGGGCGGGGGGGGCGGCGGCGGCGUUCGGACAGAGUGUCACCGGCGUGUUCUGCCCGGCGCACACGGACGUGGCCCUGGUGAGCUGCGGGCUGGAGCGCGGCCACUUCCUCAUCUCCGAUGUCCCCUUCCCCGGCUCCGCCGUCACCGUCCUCAAGAGACCCCCGUUCUGUCCCGCCAAGCUGGGAGGGGCCGUGCCGGGUGAGCGGGGGGGACAGCCGGGGGUGGCCGCAGCAGUGGCCGUGCUGCUGGAGGCCGCCUGCGGCCACAUCCUGCUGACCCGCCGAGCCACCGCCCUGCGCCACUUCCCUAAUGUUUGGGUGCCACCAGGUGGGCACUUGGAGCCGGGAGAAGAGCUGGUGGCCGCAGGGCUGCGGGAGCUGGCCGAGGAGACGGGGCUGCACCUGGAGCCCGGGACCUUCUCGUGGCGCCUGCUCGGCCUCUGGGAGUCCCUGUUCCCCCCCGCGCUGAGCUGGGGGCCACCGCGCUGCCACCACAUCGUCACCUACCUGGGGCUGCGCUCGGCCGAGCCCCGCGAGGGGCUGCAGGCCCGGCUGUGUCCGAGCCCAUGUGAGGUCAGCGCUGUGGCCUGGCUGGAGCCCCUGGUCCUGGAAGCCAUCGCUGCCACCGAGGAUGGAGCUGAGGAAUCGGGACCGGGAUCAGGACCGGGAUCAGGACCGGGAUCAGGACCGGGAUCAGGAUCAUCUCCCGCAAAGCUGCCGGCCACCGUGGGGAUCACGGAACUGAGCGCUGGAGGCUCCCGAAGCUCUCAGAUUCCCACCGAGAUCCUGCUGCGCCGGGCCCCGGCCCACGGCCCCGACCUGGAGCGCGUCAGCACCGGCACCAAAUUCGCGCUGGGGCGGUGGCGGGCGGGGCCCGGCCGGGAGGACCGGGAAUAA